Messenger RNA from Camellia sinensis, 591 nucleotides. The record is from RefSeq and is a predicted model, not a curated record. NCBI's taxonomy places the organism in Eukaryota, Viridiplantae, Streptophyta, Magnoliopsida, Ericales, Theaceae.
AUGGAGGGGGCUGAACACCAAGUUACGGAAGAACGGCUAGUUUCAAAAGAGCAGGGCAAAAAAUGUUCCACCGAGGGAGAGGCCGGCUCAGAGGAUAUCCCUGCUGACAAACGACCUCGUUUAGACGAGUCCGACGUGGUUGUCCCUUUCGUUGCUCAACCGAAGAUCAAAGACACGCCAAUCUCCUCUGAUGCAUCUGCCAUGAAGGAUCCAGCCGUGGCGUUGAGCUUGGCCGCCUUAGUUUCCCUACCGGUUGACAAGGCCACCUUUCAAGAAGAGCUGGAUUUGGUAGCUAUAGCGUUCGCUGCCCAGUCGACCCUUCUGACGGUUGGAAGGGUAGCGAAACUAGGCCCCCGGCAGCGUGAUGCCAUUGAAAGAAUUGGCCGCUUAAAGUUUGAAGCUGAAGUUGGUGGUGGUAGAAGAGGCAACGGUAUUAGUUAUGGUGCUGAUGGCAAUAAUGGUGAAAAUGGAAAGAUAGUGGUUGUAGCAAUGGUGGAAAACAAGAAUAACAAUAAUGAUGAAGGCGAUGGUGACGGGUGGCAUAAUGGUCAUGGUGGUGGUGGUGGUGGUGGUGGUGGUGGUGGUAUGUAA